Hylaeus volcanicus is the source of this 1459-nucleotide messenger RNA. RefSeq lists its product as uncharacterized. Bases 414 to 1223 code for a protein of 269 amino acids. Lineage: Eukaryota; Metazoa; Arthropoda; Insecta; Hymenoptera; Colletidae. The transcript is spliced from 5 exons. The record is from RefSeq and is a predicted model, not a curated record.
UAUAUUCUGCGCAAGAUGAUGCGGCAGAAGAGGACUAUGGUACAUUGACCGUGUCUAAUCAUCGUCGAAGAAGAGGAAGAGGGACAGUUCGACGAAGGGAGUAGAAUCGAAUCGUGGAAGGAAAGAAGGAAAAAGAAACGAGGAACAGAAAGGGCUGGAGAGAAGCAGAAGAGGGUUGUCCGCAGCAUCCGGGUGGGGUGGUCGGUUGGGUGGUACGUCGGUCGAUUUUCGUGCGCUUCGACGCAGAACGGAGAGGGCGUCCUGGUCGUUUGCCCCCUUCGUCGUGGCGGAGACUCGCCGAAAACAGACGAUCUCUGGGGGUGUCGAUUGGUCAGUGCGUAACUAGCGACUGUCGGUGCGGUGUGCGGGAUUCAGUGGGCUGCCAGCGGUCGCCCUGGGCACCACCUGCAUGGAUGGAGCCUACCCGUGUACCCAGGGCCCCUGGUCCGCGUCUCGUUUUCCUCGUUGCCACGCUUGCCCUCACUUUCGCAGCGACCGGACUGUUAUGCGGUGCCAUAAUGUCGGACCAUUGGGAGGAAGUGGCCUGGGAUAAGGAGGUCUUGACCCACGCGAACGUUACUCUCACGUGGUACUUGGACGGGCAGGUGGCGAUGGUGGGUCCUGUUUCCGGCCAUAGAAAUCAUCAUCCGGGCAGACGACCCACCUUCCUCGUGCCAAUGUACGGCGGCAUUUGGAUCAUGUGCGUCUCCCUUGCGGAGGAGGAAAUACGACUUCUGGGUCAGGUAGGUUUUCCGCAAGGGAGGUGCAUUAACUACUUGUCGCCCGACGAAGCACAUGAAGAGAUCCGUGCCGCCUGGCAAAAUCGGAUGCAGAAUUUGAGUAUUUCCUGUUCUCUAGUUUGCCUGAUUAUUCUGAGCACCGCUGUUCUGAUUGGCUUUUUUGGAUUGUGCAGGCAUCAAAUAUCGGCAGUUCUCGUUACCGGCGUGAUGUACCUUUUGGCGGCCACGUUCGCGUUGUUCACCCUGACGAUAAUUCAUUUCAAGAGAGCCCAGGAUCGCGGAGCGCGAAUACUGGACGGCCCUGAGGAUGGUGUAAUCGGUGGACCGGCUCCACGUAGUGUCCUCAAGGCCAGACGAUUCAACAGCUCCUGGAGCAUGGACUUCGGAUGGGGUGGCGUCACGCUUUGCGCCCUUGCCUCGGUGGCGUGGAUUAUGCUCAGCAAAAUAAUGCGUUUCAGCCCUAUCGCUGCUAUGAUAGCGUAGCAGUGGGAGGCCUUCGAGGUUUAAGGUCGUUUCCAAGAGUUAUGAUAAAGCGUUUCGAUGUCGAAGCCCCUUUUUGGGUACUUCAACGAAGAAAGAAAAAUGUUCUUUCUGACUUUGCGGUGAUGUUGGUUCUAAAUUUAAGAUAAACUAAAAUAGAAGCAAUACGAAAAUUCAACCAAUUAAUCGAUUAAACAUUGGGGAAAAAAAUUAACGAAGAAAGUAAAUCAUAUUUAGAG